Messenger RNA from Sphaerodactylus townsendi, 579 nucleotides. RefSeq names its product colipase (gene CLPS). Lineage: Eukaryota; Metazoa; Chordata; Lepidosauria; Squamata; Sphaerodactylidae. Gene Ontology annotation, biological process: positive regulation of catalytic activity; lipid catabolic process; digestion. Gene Ontology annotation, cellular component: extracellular region. Gene Ontology annotation, molecular function: lipase binding; enzyme activator activity. Bases 46 to 381 code for a protein of 111 amino acids. The record is from RefSeq and is a predicted model, not a curated record. The transcript is spliced from 3 exons.
CUGGAGAGCAUCAGAUCUUCUGAUUCAGUGGACACCUGAUAAAAAAUGGAAAGAGUUUUAAUUUUGCUGUUACUUUCACUUGCUUUGGCAGAGGCCAGUCCUAGCCAAAAGGGAUUGAUCGUCAAUCUGGAUAAUGGAGAGUUAUGUCUGAACAGUUUCCAGUGCAAAAGCGGCUGUUGCAACAGGCGUACCGGGUUAAGUUUGGCUCGUUGUACACAAAAAGCAGCCGAGAACCAGGAGUGUUCCCACAAGCAUAUAUACGGAGUUUACUACAGGUGUCCCUGUGAGAGUGGCUUAACUUGUGACGCUGACUGGACAAUCGUGGGGGGCAUCACCAACUCAGACUUUGGCAUCUGCCAGGACCCAACGCAAAGCCAUUAAUGAUAUAAAGAGGCUCCUCCACUCCUUCUUAUAGUGAUGCAGCUGUCAUCUCUUGCAGGGCAAAAAUCAUUUCUGACCUUGUGCAUAUUUCACAAGGUCUCCAACAAACCCAGCUGUUAGCAUCAUUCUUGCCUUUUCUGUGUAUGCAUUUGUCCUUUGUUCCUUGAAGAUUCUGUUGUCAGAAUACACAACCAGUUA